Messenger RNA from Carassius carassius (crucian carp), 2241 nucleotides. RefSeq names its product b(0,+)-type amino acid transporter 1-like. Lineage: Eukaryota; Metazoa; Chordata; Actinopteri; Cypriniformes; Cyprinidae. Gene Ontology annotation, molecular function: L-amino acid transmembrane transporter activity. Bases 437 to 1915 code for a protein of 492 amino acids. The transcript is spliced from 13 exons. The record is from RefSeq and is a predicted model, not a curated record. Gene Ontology annotation, cellular component: membrane. Gene Ontology annotation, biological process: amino acid transmembrane transport.
GGCUUGUAUUGAGUUGUGCUUGUAGAGCUUUGAUCUGAGACUGUUCUGUUCUGUUCUGUUCUGUGUACUGUUACCCCCUCUUUCCACCGAACCUUUAUCAAGUGUCGCUUUCAAAGAAGUAUUGUGUUGGUCAGAGUCUGCUCACCUCUAGCCAAUCCUGGUCCCUCUCCUCCUCCUUAUCACAUGUUUGCUUCAAUCACGGUCAGGCUGGAGAAUGACUGAACAUUGAAAGUCCCACCCACUUUUGUUGGCUAUUAAACACAUGGAUUUGGAUAUGGAUCAAAACUUAGGAUAUCUGCUGGAAAAACCGAAUGCAUUGCAGGUUUGUCUUUCUCCUCAUGCCUCAAGUUAAACAUGAUUGUCAUGUGACGGUGGAAUUGGUGGACCUGAAAUCUGACUGCGCCAAAUUAAGACUGUAGAGUUGAUCUUGUGAACGAUGGAUGAAGAUCUGAAAAAGCCGAACACUCACAAUGGGAGCAUCUCGGGUGCACUGGAAGCCAAAAAGCACGAUCAGCCAAAAGCAGCAGUUCUGCAGAAGAAUGUGGGUCUCGUAAGCGGCAUCUGUCUUAUAGUGGGAACAAUGAUUGGCUCAGGGAUUUUCGUUUCUCCCAAAGCGGUUCUGGAGGGGACUGGAGCAGUGGGCCCGUGUCUGUGUGUGUGGGCGGUGUGUGGAGUGCUGGCUACGAUGGGGGCCCUCUGUUAUGCUGAACUAGGCACAAUGAUCAUGAAGUCUGGUGGAGAGUAUCCGUACUUGAUGGAGGGUUUUGGGCCAGUGCUAGCAUACCUAUAUUCCUGGACCACGAUCAUCGUGUUGAAGCCUUCGUCAUUUGCCAUCAUCGCCCUGAGUUGUGCUGAAUAUGCCUCCACGCCGUUUUACCCAGGGUGCACUCCUCCUCAAGUGGUCACCAAGUGUCUGGCUGCAUCUUGUAUCUUAAUAAUUACAGUCGUCAACUGUCUGAGUGUGAAGCUGGCCUACAGAGUGCAGAACUUUUUCACAACAGCCAAACUCUUGAUUAUUGUCAUCAUUGUGGUUUCAGGCAUCAUUCUGCUGGCUCAAGGCAAUACACAGAAUCUUAGAGACCCAUUUGCAGGGGCAACAACAUCAUUUGGAGCAAUUGGCCUUGCAUUUUACAAUGGACUAUGGGCUUAUGAUGGAUGGAAUCAGCUUAACUUCAUAACAGAAGAGCUGAAAAAUCCAUACAGAAACCUUCCCCUGGCAAUAAUCAUUGGGAUUCCCCUGGUAACUGUGUGCUAUAUAUUAGUCAACAUCGCAUAUUUCAGUGUCUUGACCCCUAUUGAAUUUCUGCAGUCUCCUGCCGUUGCUGUGACCUUUGGUGACAGAGUGCUGUACCCAUUAUCAUGGAUUGUGCCUUUAUUUGUGGUCUUUUCCACUUUCGGUGCAGCCAAUGGGAGCUGUUUCACCGCAGGCAGGCUGACAUAUGUGGCGGGACGGGAGGGCCACAUGGCUAGGAUCAUGUCAUUCAUCAGUGUGAAACGUUACACACCUUCUCCAGCUCUAAUAUUUAAUGGCUUCCUGUCAAUCAUCUACAUCAUGCCAGCAGACAUAAACACUCUCAUUAAUUACUUCAGUUUUGCUCAGUGGGUUUUCUAUGGGCUCACAUGUCUUGCGCUCAUUGUUAUGCGAUUCACCAGGAAGGAUCUUCAGAGACCUGUCAAGGUCCCGAUAGUCAUCCCUGUUUUGGUGGUGAUUGUGUCCUGUUAUCUGGUUCUUGCUCCCAUCAUAGACAAGCCUGAGUGGGAAUACCUGUACUGCACAGUGUUCAUAGUCGGUGGUCUCCUCUUAUAUGUGCCCUUCAUUUACUACAAAUUCAACUGGACUCAGCGCAUCAUGAGGCCACUCACCAUGCAUCUUCAGCUGCUACUGGAAGUUGUUCCACCUGAAAAGACUGCGUGACAGACUUCACACUGGAGGACAGACACAGAUGUAAUAACCAGCAAUGGACAACAGACUGAUCCAUGAAAGAGUGGAUAAAGGGUUCUUAAAGGGAACAUGGAGCGAUUUUUGUAUUAUUUUAUUAUUAUUUCUAAUGCCUGACGAUCCAUUGUUUGACAGGUAUUUCCUGAGUCACAGCAAUGUGUUUUUUAUUUUUUUUCUAUUUGUGUAUUGUGUGUUAUUAUAUGCACUCUUGUUGUACAGAAUAGCAGUGAUAAGUUUAUUGAACUCAAAUUUAUGAAUUGUAAAGAAAUUAACUAUCCAGAGUAAAAUUAUUUUUCCUUGAA